Messenger RNA from Rhipicephalus sanguineus (brown dog tick), 1677 nucleotides. RefSeq lists its product as uncharacterized. Bases 1 to 1677 code for a protein of 558 amino acids. NCBI's taxonomy places the organism in Eukaryota, Metazoa, Arthropoda, Arachnida, Ixodida, Ixodidae. The transcript has 6 exons. The record is from RefSeq and is a predicted model, not a curated record.
AUGAACUCAAUCAAUGCCUGCCUGUGGGGAUAUUAUUUCACGCAGUCAAUAAAAGGAGACCAACUGCAUCGACUAGCGCUUGAAGUAAUGAAGUCCAUCGAAGAGGCAGGAUUCCAAGUGGUCCGACUUGUAGCUGACAACCACGCUUCGAACACAAAGAUGUUCACCAUAUUCGGGAGUGGUCAAAUGAUGCCAGUUGUGCCACACCCAAUGGACAAUAAUCGGAAGCUAUUCCUUGCUUUUGACCACUGUCAUAUCCUGAAAAAUCUCCGCAACCAGUUGCUGUCCGCCAAUCGAGUGCUGUGUAACAAUGGACGGUACUACAGCCCCAAGUAUUUACGAAUGCUGCUGGACAUAACGGAAAAACAGUCGUCGUUCAAGCUUGUUCGGAACCUGACACGGAAGCACGUUUACCCGACAAACUUCGAGAAAAUGAGCGUGAAGAGGGCCCUUGAAGUGUUCUCUCCACAGGUUACAUCUGCACUACGAUACCUCAUGCAAUACGGCCGAAGAUUUGGCAUUUUCGGCUUCGAAGACUGCCUGCCAACCAUCGAGUUAAUGGAAAUGAUAUUCAAGUGGUUCACAAUACACAACAUCAGGAAUACAACCUUCCACAUUGUAAGCCGGGACCGAAACAGGAUGCCGUUCAGUUCCGCAGAUGAUGACAGGUUGUUAUGGCUGGAACAGGAAUUCUUGCCCUUUUUCGCUGCAUGGAAAGCCGCGGCACCGCACAAGAAGGCAUUCAUUUCACUUGAGACAUACGAAGCUCUGCAGCUGACCACAAUAUCCACAGUACAGUGCACACAAUUUCUUAUCCGUUCCGGUUUCGUAUACGUGUUGACUGCAAAAUUUUCCAGCGACCCUGUAGAAGCACUUUUCUCUACCAUUAGACAGCUACAGGGAUCCAACGAUCAGACAGACGCUCGUGCUGCGCUUUCAUCCCUGCAGAAAGUCCUAGUGAUGGGAUUGAUUCACUCUUCGCCAAGCGGAAGUACGGAGCAAGCAACAUGUCCUCUUGGAUCCCCCAAUGCAAGUCAGGCGUCGUGUUCCAGAGCACCAGACGCAAAACCUCAUCAAAGGCACAAAGAAGCACACCAAAAAUUUGGGUCAUCAGACGACUGUGAGGCAGCGAAAUCUGCUUCUAUGACACAAACGAUGCGGCCACAUCUGGAAGCCCUGCACACUUACGGUGGUCCCCCACAGCCGGGCAUUAGGGCCAGCACGCUUGGCCUUAUAGCGGGAUUCCUGGUCAAGGCAGCUGAGGACUGCAUCAGUUGCGAUCAAUGCAUCGACAAAAUCAAGGCUCCCAGCUCGUCUGGCCCCGCAACUGCUGUCAUAUUCAACUUAGACAGGGGAGGGCUCUCAUACCCAACGCUUUCAUUUCUUUCCUUUGUGGGCACUCUAGAAAGGGCAGCGGAAGCAUUCGCGCCACUGGCCAUCUGCAAAAAGAGGCCGAUGGCACUUUUUGUGCAAACAGUGCUACCUGCAGUGGCCUUGAACCCGCUUUUCAGCCAUGAAGGUGCUACAAGAGAGCACCGAGAAGCCAUCGCGCGGCUGGUCUUGCAGAAAUUUAGCCGUCCUUUUUUCUCGAACUACGUGCGCGACAAGACAACCAAAGAGGGAAAGGCAAAGAGGAUAGCUGAAAAGCCAAGAUGUCGCAAGAUUUUCAGAGUUUAA